Drosophila subobscura is the source of this 2665-nucleotide messenger RNA. RefSeq names its product G-protein coupled receptor moody (gene moody). Gene Ontology annotation, molecular function: G protein-coupled receptor activity. The transcript is spliced from 6 exons. The record is from RefSeq and is a predicted model, not a curated record. Bases 284 to 2350 code for a protein of 688 amino acids. Lineage: Eukaryota; Metazoa; Arthropoda; Insecta; Diptera; Drosophilidae. Gene Ontology annotation, cellular component: membrane. Gene Ontology annotation, biological process: G protein-coupled receptor signaling pathway.
AUCGCUUUGGAGAUUCGCAGCUGCAGCAAGCACUUGAAGUCGCUGUCGAUUACGUGAGCAGAAAAUAAACAACAAGCAGCCGCCAGUCCCCCACUGAUAACGCCACGCACAGACACAGAUACAAACAAACAGCAAAAAACACGCCAGCAGAGAGUGAAACCGAUCGUCUGGAGAGUGUACGGAGAGUGGCGGUGGGAGUGGGAGUGGGAGUGGGAGAGUACUCCUACCAAUCGAAACGUAUGAGAGCAGCCAGAUAACUCUCAGUGUGACUCAGCACUAGAGAAUGAGUGAGGAGACGGCGGCCAGCCUGGGUGAUGCCUUCUCCCCCAUGGACAUGCCAACGACAACGAUGAUGGCCCCGCCGCCAACGGAUGUCGAUGAGAGCGGCUUCUCGCACUCACUGCUGACAUUUGCCGCAGUCAUGACCUUUCUGAUCAUGAUCGUGGGCAUCUGUGGCAAUCUGCUGACGGUUGUGGCCCUGCUCAAGUGCCCCAAGGUGCGCAAUGUGGCCGCAGCGUUUAUCAUCAGUCUUUGCAUUGCCGACUUGCUGUUUUGUGCCUUGGUGUUGCCCUUUCAGGGCCUGCGCUUUGUCCAGGGCACUUGGCGGCAUGGCGAGGUGCUGUGCCGGCUCAUACCCUUCAUUCAGUACGGAAACAUUGGCGUAUCGCUGCUGUGCAUCGCGAUGAUCACGAUCAAUCGCUAUGUGAUGAUCACGCACCAUAGCCUGUACAACAGGAUCUACAAGCGCCACUGGAUAGCCAUCAUGAUCGCCGCCUGCUGGCUCUUCUCGUACGGCAUGCAGCUGCCCACACUGCUGGGCGCCUGGGGCCGCUUCGGGUACGACGCCCGACUGCAGACCUGCUCCAUUAUGAGCGAUCGCCAUGGACACAGCAGCAAGACGACGCUCUUCAUUACGGCCUUCGUCAUACCCUGCCUGGUGAUUAUCGCCUGCUAUGCGAAGAUCUUCUGGGUGGUGCACAAGUCCGAGCAGCGGCUCAAGCGGCAUGCCACCAAGCAGAAUUCCAUACCAAAUAAUCUGCGGCCGUUGGCUGCGGCUGCUGCCACCGCCAACUCGCUGCCGUCCGGCGAUGGUGCGAAUGCCAGCCAGGUGCCAGGUGCCGCCGGCUGUCGUGUCUCCUCCGACAGCAGCAGCAGCUACUCCACGGAUGUGCCCGAAACAGCGCCGGGGGGAGGUGGCGCGGCCAAGCAGCAGCCGACACGCGUCAAGGAUCAGCGGGAGGUGCGAGCCAAGCGGAACGAGUGGCGCAUCACCAAAAUGGUGCUGGCCAUUUUUCUGUCCUUUGUCAUCUGCUAUCUGCCCAUCACCAUUGUCAAGGUGGCCGACAAGGAUGUGGAGCAUCCCAGCCUGCACAUCUUCAGCUACAUUAUGCUCUACCUGUCCGCCUGCAUCAAUCCCAUCAUCUAUGUGAUCAUGAACAAGCAAUACCGCAAGGCCUACAAGACGGUCGUCUUCUGCCAGCCAGCCGCUCGCCUCCUGCUGCCAUUUGGCAAGGGCAAUGGGGCCAGCAGUGCCGCAGAGAAAUGGAAAGAUACCGGAUUGAGCAACAACCACAGCCGCACCAUCGUCUCCCAGAUGUCGGCAGGAGCAACGGCAGCGGCAACGGCUGCGGCAACGGCAGCGGCAGCGGCAGCGUCGGGCAGCCAGCCACAGUCCACGUCCACACAGGGUCCGGUUCAGGCACUGGAGCUGACGCCGCGGGCACCCGAUCUGAUCAGCAAAUCAACGAAUCUGCCACUGCCGCAGCCACUGCCACAGAUCCCACCGAUGGCAGUUCCUCCGUCCGUUACAUCGUCGCCAGCGCCGGCACCGCCGCCACCGUCGGUGAUGACAGCGACACACAGCAACGGCAGCAGCAUCAGCAGCCAACGAUUGCCGCUCAAGAAGAACAAUCACUCCUACACAAACAGCGGCUUCAACAGCAGCGGGAUCAGUCCCAGCCCCAGCCCCAGUCACAGUUCCAGUUCCAGCGGCGUGGGCCUCUACCGGCCCGGGAUUGGCUCGAUGGGGAACGGCUCGGCAUCGAUACGUCGCAUCACCAUGGUGGGGGACGACAUUAUACUGGAGGAGGAGGAGCUGCCGCCCACACCAACAGCGAACACUCCGCCACAGAUGCAGGCACCGCCGCCACCACAGCCGCUGCUAUCCUCCUCCAGGCAAACGACAACGCCAAAGACGCCCAUCUACAUGAACGUGGACAGCCCGAAGAGGAACCAGUCUUAUAGCGAACGCAACAUUCCAGCUCCAGCUAGAGAGGAUCACGACGGAGUCAAGGACUCCCAAGUGCCAACCGGCAAGCUGAUGGAUAAAAAGAAAUUUCCAAAAGACUAACGAAAUGCUUUAAAUUCCAAAUAUCAUUUGUAAUUGUUAUAAAUCGGAUCAGAUAUAGUUAAUGGAUGCGAAAUUUGUGCCAUACACAAAGCACACACACACAUAGAUUGGGCUCGUAUCAUCAGUUCUUAUAUUUUGUAUCCAAAUUCCUUUUUGAUCAUAGACCUUUAACCCAAAACAGACAUUUACACGCAUACUCCUCCACCCACCUACAUCUAUAUUAUUGUAAUAGAACUUUAGUUACACAUUUAGCUAUUUAUCGUUGUCACACGUUUAGUAUUAGCAAUUAUAUAUCUAUUUUUUUUGUAACUUUAA